CCACCUUCCAUACGGUCUUCAAAACGAUCGUCUUCGUCUUCAAACGAUCUUUUGUAUGAACGAGACCGUUUCAGAGCUCGAUUACAGACAUUUAACAACACGGUAGAGGGAACUGUAUCAAGCUGUGAUCCUCUUCUAGAAGAUGAUAUCGAUCUAGACUCACCGGCCUGUGAUGUAUGCGAUGGAAUCGGGUUCAAAACCGCGAAGUUGAACUUCAAUCAUCUGCCCAGCCUUGGCUACAGGGAUUAUACCAAUUUUGAAGCUGAAUCAGUUUCGCCAUUGGACGCUUCUUCCAAAUUCUACAGUAGAUUGCAGGAUUAUGCCGUAGCACAGAACAUAAGUUCAGCCAUAAUAAAAUCUGUAUCUAUUCCCCAUUUGAAGCACAUAUUCUUGUGGUACUUCAACAAACCUUUACCCAACACAAACGACAUGUUCCCAUGGUUGCACGGCUUAAACAAGGAUAAUUUUGCACAGAAGUCAUUCUUCUUAUACCAGCAGCAGCAGUUGCAGCAGAAGUUGGCAAAAAAGAGCUUGGCCAAUAUUCCCAAUGCUCCGCCGAAGAACAUUCGUUUCUUGAUGUGUAUUAACUUUGGUGAGGAAGAUAGUAACCACGAAGUGGUCUUGCGUAAUACGGUGAAGCUCAAUGAAAUUCUCCAGAGAAUAGAAGUAUCUCGAAUUGAAGUCCGCAAUACUAUUGGUGAUAUAUUGAAGAAAAUAGAUAUUGAUACAAAUGCGGAGGUAUUAGUGCAAGAUUGUAUCAAGUUGAAUUGUUUGCCGAUAUUUUUGGAUCUUGACCCAGACCGCGGUAUUUCGCUCAGAAACUUUCAUAUACAAGUUUCGAAGUUGUCGACAUGUUCCGAUUUCUUACUCUACGGGCAAAACGCAGACCAUGAUUUAGUUGAGAGUAUGUCGAGAGUCUUGUGGUUGGCACAGAGAUACGAAGCAUUUUUGAGACAUGACAAUGUUACACACUACAAUGUAUUUGUUCUUGACGAUGAUAUAGGGCAGCUUAGCAGUUCGAUCUCAUCGCCAGCCUCAAUGACAAACUUGUCUAAGCUAGAAUCGAAGUACUUAUGGGACAAAUACCAACAAUUCCAACAACUGUUGCAACACCAUGGUCCACCAAAGAUUGUUACUCAAAAGACAGAGUAUCCAGCAUUAGUAUGGGACAACGACUAUCAAAUCAAGGAAAAGAUUGAAACUACACGCAUGUCUUCCGCUACAAAAUUGAACAAUAAUGUUUGGGUGGGAAAUUACUGGGACUUCCAGAUUAUGAUGACUUAUUUACUAGAGAAUGACUCCUCGUUUCUCGAAUCUCGUUUCCAAAAGCAGUUCUCGCUGUUGCCCCUCAAGAACCUCUACUGCAAUCCCGAGAACUCUAUUGUAACCAACACCAAUCUAUCGAACAACUUGUUAGAUUACCUUUCUUUGCCUAGAGCCAAUUGGCGAUUAUUUAUUUAUUGUCAUAACGAUGCUACGUUCCCAGAUCUAUCUAACCUUUCGUCUCUAUUGUUCAAGUACACGAUUUCUUCGAGGCUCCCAGAUGACUUUGAACAACCCGAGUACCAUAUCUUGGAGUUCCCUCCUUCUGGUGCGAUCGGUAUUGGCGAUUGUAAGAAAGAUAACCUCAUGUCCAUCAUCAAUACUUGUAAAUUGAUCUAUUUAUAUUCGUCUUCAAGUUCUACUAAUGCUUUGGCAUCAUUGAUUUACUGUUCUGAUGGCUACACUGAACUGUCGUUACUCGUACUUUGCUAUCUCAUGUAUGCUGAGAAUCUUUCACUAGACAAUGCCAUGCUUGAGUUGCAUUUGAAGUAUGGCCGUCCGUUCUAUAUCUUCAACAGCGAUGUCCUAAUCUUGAAGAAGCUUGAAUCCUUGCUUCGUAAAUUCAGCCCAGCCAAUCCAGCUAAUAACGACAUUGCCUGGGCAACAUUGGAUAGUCUCACCAACUUAGAAAUUAAUGAGCUAUUGCUUGGUUCGUCCCAAAUGAAAAACAGCAAGACCUUGAAAUUGGGGUAUAUUGAAAACGAUGAAGAUUCUUCAUCAUCUUCUUCUUCUGACGACGAUGAUGACUUUAUUCCGACUCCAGUUGACUGGGUAAAGGAAGUGGAAGGCUCGAUUCCUUCCAAGAUCUUGCCGUAUUUGUACCUUGGCUCUUUGAAACAUGCUAAUUGUUUGGCCUUGCUCAACAAGCUAGGAAUCAAGAAGAUCCUCUCUGUAGGCGAGCAGCUUGAUUGGUUGAAUGGGUACAAGUUUCAGGAACAUAAUGAUAUUAUUGUUGAUGAGAUCAACGGUGGGAGUAUUGAGAUGUACACAAUCUCGCCAUCUACUCCUCCCCACAAGAACAAGCAGCAUAGUGCUUACCAUCAUACGACUAUCGAUACGGUGAUGAAGGUAAACAACUUGGAAGAUGAUGGUAUUGAUGAAUUGACGCGAGCCUUACCUACGAUUCUACAAUUCAUAGAUGACGAGUACAAAAAAUCAAACGGCAAAACCAAGAUCUUGAUCCAUUGCCGAGUUGGAGUUAGUCGUUCUGCCACAGUGGUGAUUGCUGAAGUGAUGAGGCGGUUGAAAGUAAACUUGCCCAAUGCAUAUUUGUAUGUACGAGUGAGACGGUUGAACAUCAUUAUCCAGCCUAACUUGCGGUUCAUGUACGAGUUAUUCAAAUGGGAAGAGCUGCAGAAACUCUUGGCCAAAGAAAAGGGAGAUGAAAAUGAGAAGACGGAGUACUUGCGAGAAAUCGACUGGUUCAUCAUGUGCCGUGAGAUUAUGAAGUUGAAUAUCCCGUACUUGAACAAUUGA
Scheffersomyces stipitis CBS 6054 is the source of this 2799-nucleotide messenger RNA. Its product is annotated as tyrosine/serine/threonine protein phosphatase. Gene Ontology annotation, molecular function: protein tyrosine/serine/threonine phosphatase activity. The record is from RefSeq and is a predicted model, not a curated record. The annotation marks the transcript as partial. Gene Ontology annotation, biological process: nuclear DNA replication; protein dephosphorylation. The transcript has 2 exons. NCBI's taxonomy places the organism in Eukaryota, Fungi, Ascomycota, Pichiomycetes, Serinales, Debaryomycetaceae.